AUGCAGGUUCCUAUUGGAGGCCAGCCCCAUGAUAUUGAACGGCAAAUCAGAGACAUGGUGAUAAAAUACAUCCGCAGCCCCAAGGCGAUCAUCCUAGCAGUAACCGCUGCAAAUACGGAUUUGGCAAACUCAGAUGGCUUGAAACUGGCGCGGGAGGUCGACCCGGAAGGCACGCGAACUAUCGGCGUCCUCACAAAGGUUGACCUUAUGGAUCCCGGGACGGAUGUCGUUGAUAUUCUUGCUGGGCGAGUAAUCCCACUGCAAAUGGGACAAAAGGACAUUGAUGGGAAAAAAACGAUCAUCUCUGCCUUGGAUAAUGAGAGAAGAUUUUUUGAAAGCCACCCUGCAUAUCAGGCUAAAAGCGCAUACUGUGGAACGCCCUUUUUGGCGAAGAAGCUCAAUUUAGUGCUAAUUAAUCACAUUCGCAACACCCUUCCAGACAUCAAGAGAGGGCUUUCAUCGUCCAUUUUGAAGUUUGAAACGGAGCUCUCGUCACUUGGCGACGGCUCUGAAUUGGGUCAGGCGACCAUUCUUUCUGUGAUAACCGAGUUUUGCGAUGAGUACCGCUCAAUGUUGGAUGGCUCCUCCUCAGACGCCAUCUCCACCGAGCUGGUCGGCGGUGCCAGGAUUGGCUUUAUUUUUCACGAGAUUUUUGCAAAUGCUAUUCGCUCGAUGGAUCCAUUCGAUCAGAUCAAAGAUCAAGACAUUCGAACGCUGCUUUACAAUUCCACUGGGUCCUCGCCCUCUCUCUUUGUGCCAUUUAACGGAUUUGGAUCGCUUAUUAAAGGAUUGAUCAAGCGAUUAGAUGACCCUGCAUCAAGAUGCAUUGCACUUGUAUAUGAAGAGCUCUCAAAGAUACUUUUGCAGUUGCUCCAGAAGCCGAUUUUUAAGAGAUUUCCAAACUUGAGGGAAAAAUUCCACAACUCCGUCAUGUCGGGCCUAAAAAAGUGUGCAGAUCCGACAACAAAGUUUGUGGGCGGCUUGAUCCUUGCAGAGUCCUCGUAUAUUAAUACAGUACAUCCAGACUUUCUCAGUGGCCACAAGGUAUGA
Mitosporidium daphniae is the source of this 1050-nucleotide messenger RNA. RefSeq lists its product as uncharacterized. Gene Ontology annotation, biological process: peroxisome organization. Gene Ontology annotation, cellular component: membrane; microtubule; cytoplasm. Lineage: Eukaryota; Fungi; Microsporidia. The transcript is spliced from 2 exons. Gene Ontology annotation, molecular function: GTPase activity; GTP binding; microtubule binding. Bases 1 to 1050 code for a protein of 349 amino acids. The record is from RefSeq and is a predicted model, not a curated record.